Messenger RNA from Racocetra persica, 1457 nucleotides. The record is from the annotation of a GenBank genome assembly. Lineage: Eukaryota; Fungi; Glomeromycota; Glomeromycetes; Diversisporales; Gigasporaceae.
GCAUUCCAGGUGAAAUAACUACCCCUGAAUCAAAUCAAGCCGUUCAGACAAAGGGUAAAGGAAAGGCCGCUGAAGAGGAAGUGAAUGCCACGAAAAGCUCCUCAUCAGCAAAGUUAUCCACAAACGAAUAUCAGCUGAAAGCGAUUGAAUGGGCUGGUUCAGUAGGUGGUGAACCCCGGAAGUUAAAGAUCAUCACUCAAAAUGGUAAAAUUAUUCUUUCUCUAUCGUUAUCUAGUUUGCCUCCUCUCAUCGCAUUUGCAAAUUUUGUAGAAAAUGGGCCGUGCCCUCUGUUAGCACUAUGCAACGUUUUGAUUUUACGAGGUUCUAUCGAAAUUAAACCAUACGAUCGUUCAACUGUAACUUAUGAUUACCUUGUGGAAUUAUUGGGUGAUUACUUAUUCAAAUUAAUUCCGGAUAAAGAGGCUGAGAUUCAAAAAGGAUUGCUUCAAUUGACAAUUGACCAAUCCUCACAAAAAAGUCAAAGUCAACAAGCUCAUUCUGCCGAUCUCUUAAAUGGAAUCGACGAAAACCAGGAUGUGGAUAAUCAAAAGACCGAUAAUGAUUCUAUCGCUCAAAUUACUAACAUUACUAACGCCACGAGACCAUCUCUACAAGACUAUCAACACACAUUGAAUGCCGCCAUUUCAAUUAUUCCUAUAUUACAAACUGGCCUGGAUGUAAACGUUCAAUUCAAUUCUAUUCAUGGUUUUGAACCCACCGCUGAACUUUCCGUAUUUGACAUCUUUGGUGUGGAAUUAGUUCAUGGUUGGGUGGUUGACCCUCAGGACGAAGAAACAUGGAAUGUUGUAGUCGGAAAGUGUGGAAGCUACAACAAAGCUGUUGAAUGUGUUGUGGGUGGUGACUCUGUGAGUAAAGGUGUCGUUCUGGAGAGCUCAGAUGGUGUUUCUAAUAUAGGUUUUGAUAAAUCUGAGAGAUCUGCUAAUGCUUUGGAAAAUGUUAGAGUCAGAGAUGCAUUGAUAACAUCUCAAUUUUUGGACGCUUCUAAAACUCAACUUACUUACCAUGGAUUGUCAACCUUAUCUGAAGCUUUACCUCCAGGAAAUCUUUUCACUGAUGCCGGUUUCGUUAAUGAACCUUCAGUUGUAUGGGAAUCGCUUAUUGACGUAGAUCAAAGCGCUUCUGAAUUCGUUAAUGGUCAAUUUCGUAAAGGUGAAAUCAGUGGUGGUGAUUACGUUGGUGUGACGGAUAAUGAAGCGCAUGGGGGUGGAGAUCAAGAUUACGCACUUGCUUUAAGUCUCCAACAGCAAGAGGAUGAACGUGAAGCGGAAUUCCGCAGAAAACAACAACAACAGCGCCAGGAAGAUUUGCAACGACAACAAAGACGACCAAAUCGUCCAUAUGAUCAAACGUCUAUUGGUAGCUCGAUUGCAACAGAAACGUCUGAAAAGGAAAGAAGAAAAGAUAGAGAGAAAAGAACUAGUUGCUUUAUUUCAUGA